This is a messenger RNA of Meleagris gallopavo (turkey), 4032 nucleotides long. It is a transcript of the gene MYBBP1A, whose product is annotated as MYB binding protein 1a. The record is from RefSeq and is a predicted model, not a curated record. NCBI's taxonomy places the organism in Eukaryota, Metazoa, Chordata, Aves, Galliformes, Phasianidae. Gene Ontology annotation, biological process: regulation of DNA-templated transcription. Gene Ontology annotation, molecular function: sequence-specific DNA binding; RNA binding; transcription factor binding. Gene Ontology annotation, cellular component: nucleolus.
AUGGCGCUGACCCGGCGGCAGCUGCACCUGUCAGCGCCGCGCACACCGAGGAUCGAUACCGGCGUCCCUCAGCGCCGCUGCCGCCCGACCGCACCGCCCGGACGAACAAAGGGCUCCUCUUUGGUGCCGGCCGAUCCCAGAGGGGUGCUGCGGAAGGGCCGCGCUUUUCUCGAUCUGUUCUGGGAUAUCGCCAAACCCGAGCAGGACGUGCGGCUGGAGGCUACCGAAAAUCUCCUGCGGCACCUGAGGGACGGCGGGGAGGAUGAAGAACUGAAGUACGCCUUGAAGCGCCUGGUGGAGGGGCUGGGAGCCACACGCGAGGCUGCGAGGCCGGGAUUCAGCUUGGCCCUGGCGCAGGUUUUGCAGGCUUUUGAGGAAAUCCCAUUGUGCAGUGUCCUGGAACAGAUAAAAGAAAAGCAUAAUCUGGAAAAGGUGAAAAAGAAACUUGUAAGAAAUGCUGCUUUUGGAAACUUUUUUGGAGUUAUGGCUCUUUUUCAGUCUGGCCGGCUUGUCAAGGACCAGAAGGCUCUGCUGGAGAGUAUCCAGCUUCUGCAGCAGCUGGCACAUCACCAAACACACCUCAGAGAUCUCCCUAGCAAAACUCUUGUUGACAUUUUGUCAGAGGUUCCUGAAACUGUGUUUGAGGAGGUGCUUUUUGGCAUCUUGCAAGCUGAUCUGACGUCAGCCUUCAAAUCUCCAGAGAACCUGCAUCUUUUACUUGUGGGCAUGCAGAAGUUCCCUGGUGUUCUAAAACCUAAAAAGCUAAAGAAGCUGUUUGGCUCACCUACUAUUGUAAAUGAAGAAAAUAUCCCCAGACUUGUAGAGCUUCUGGAAAGUGCUGCCAAGUCAGAGAAGAAGGACAAGAAAUUGCCCAGUGUUGGGCUUGAUUUGCUACAAGUGUCAUUGAAGGAAGGUGCCUUUGAACUGUUUUGGAAUGAAGCUGUGGAGAAUGGGCUAUUCAAGGAGAAAUCAGGACCUGUGAGUUACAUGUGCUACCGGCUGCUGGGCAGUGCUCUGCCACUGUUAUCUCUGGAUCAGCUGCAGAUGGUUCUCAAGGGGAGGGUGAUGCAGCACUAUGGAGAACACGUUGUCACAACUCAGCUUCCAGACCGAUUUAAGUUUGCUCCAGAGAUGGAAGCAUACGUAGAUAAAUUCCUGACCAGCUGUGAUGAUCCGGAGAGGCAGCUAGCAAUGAUGAUUGGCUUCUCUACUCUCACCAAUCAAGGCUACCCAGUGGUACCCAGCGUUUGGAGGGUGGUUAGACACCUACAGCCAGUGGCAUUGCAGAAAUACGUUGACUGGCUCAAGGACAUGUUCCUUAAGCCAGACUUGGACUGUUGUUUAGACUUCUCAACUAACCGGCAAAAGCAGAACCAGGAAAAUAAAAACAUAGCACAACACAAGAUUGCUCGAUUAAGGAAAUGGAUCAUCCACCGACUUAUGAGCAUUGUUGAAAGUCCUGUGAAGAAAGAAGAGAGCCUUGUGAUGGACAUUUCCAGGUUUUGCUUCUUCCAUGCUUUCUUUGAGACUAAGAAAAAGACUUCCCAAAUACCUGAGACAAAUGUCCUUAUAUCAGAACCCCUAGAUGAACAAGCUCACUCACUGGCAGCAAACUAUUUCUUUGGGUUACUUCAGACUUUAAAUACCUUGACUGUUUUGGGGGAUACAACUGAGGCAGCAGCCUUGAGGGAGAAGCACAUCCAUGGUGUGACUGCAGAUGGGAAGCUGUGGAUCUUUCAUCUUGUUGAGUAUGCCAGUGAGCUGCUCUCCAGUGAGAAGUAUGUCAAAGCUGUGAAGCCUUUUACCAAAGAACAGAGAGAUGCCUGGGAGAGGACACUUCAGUCUGUGAAGAACCUGCAAAAGAAGAAAAGUAAAUCAGACAGUGCCAAGCACUUUGCUUUUCAGCAACUUCUGCUUUUAAUGGCCAUUCAUCUUUUCAAGAAUCCAUCAGAAACAAUGGAUCUUCUGAGUGACCUUCUGAACUGCACAGAGAGGGCGUUCAGCAAGGAAGCUAAGAAGAAAAAGACUGAGAACGCAGAGCCAGAAUGGGUUGAGGUGAUUGUGGAAAUCCUCCUCUCCCUGCUUGCCCAGCCCAGCCUGCUCAUACGUCGCAUUUCCAACAGCGUGUUUGGACGGAUCUGUCCUAACCUGACCAAGAAGGGCCUGCAGCUGAUCUUGGAUGUUCUUGACCCGUAUCAAGAUCAGGAUGAAGAAAGUGCUGUUGUUGUGGUGGAAGAAUCAGAGAAAAAGAUCAAGUCUGAACAGGACAUGGAUGAUGAUGAUGAUGAAAGUGAGGACUCCUCAGAUGAUGGCGACAGCGAGGAAGAGAAUGACAGUGAAGAUGAGAAGAAUGAAGAAGUGGAUGAAGAUUUUCGCAGUCAGCUGAUCAAUGUUCUUCAAGCAGGGAAUGCAUUGGGAGAAGAUGAGAGUGAUGAAGAACUGGAUGAUGAGGCUAUGAUGGCUCUCGACAAGAACAUCUCAGCUCUCUUUGCAGAACAGCAGAAACGGAUCCAAGCAAAGAAGGAUGAGAAAGACAGGAUAAGGAAAGAGAAGAUCCUGCGGAGGGAUUUCAAGAUUAAGGUGCUGGAUCUGGUUGAAGUGUUCCUGAGUAAGCAACCAGAGAACCCCCUGGUGUUCGACAUCAUUGAGCCUCUGCUUCAAGUGAUUGAACAGUGCAUGAGCUCAGACUCAGACAAGCAGGAGGUUGAUUUCCUCCAGAAAACAGCUCAUAUCUUCACGAACUCGUUAUGCCGAGCUAAGCAGUACUGCAAGAGAGUGGAUGUCCUGCAAGAUGAUUUGCACACCUUUGUGGAGAGGCUUGUGAAAAAAGCUUGCAAGCACACUGAUUCUUCAGUGGCUCUCUAUUAUUUCAGUGCCUCCUUAUACCUGCUCAAAGUGUUGAAAGGAAAUGUGUCAGAUAAAUCACCAGCUCUUCCUGUCCCCCUGUCAAAGAAGCAGACAAACACCAUCCCACAGGCUUGUCAGCUUUUGAGCACAGGCUGCUUGGACGUGGAGAGAGUGACUUUGAUAUAUCAGCAAGCACUGACACAAUUCUUGAGCAAACGAAACAGUGCUCUCACAAGUUCCAUGUUUCUCGAUCUCUUCACCCGCUUCCCGAUCAUGUGCAAGCCAUUAAUAGACAUCCUUGUGAAGUCUAUCACAGCAGGAGCCAGGCAACAUCAGCAGGCCCAGGCCUGUUUGCUUCUCCAGAAGGUUCUGCCACUUCGUGAGCUGAAGCUCUCCACGACCAAGGAAGAGUGGGAGGAGCUGAUCAGAGAGAGCAUCAGCCAAGUGACAGAGAGUUUGAAAGUGCCUGACAAGUUAAGGGUGAAGGCUGAGAAAGAGAAAGUUGCCAGGAGCUUGGAGCUGCUCAACUUCCUCCUCAAAACCGUGACACAGCAGAAGCUGCACGUGGAGUUGAUGGAGUUGGACAAAGUGCUGGUAGCUCUGAGCCAGCAGGAAGGCAUUGGGAAGUCGGCACGGCUCGACUCUCUCUACUGGAACGUCAUGCGAUGGCUGAAUUACACGAAGCCCAAGAAAGAGAAGACAGCCAAUAAACCUGUGCAGGAAGCAGAGCCACCGAAGCGUAAGAAGAAAGGGUUCCUACCAGAAACCAAAAAACGUAAGAAUCGCAAGAAAGCUGUCCGGGAGAAUGGAGCAGCACCAGUAGCCAAUGAAGAUGGAGACUCAGCAGCCCCAGAGGAGCAGCCACUGGGAACAGAAACCCCUGAGCAAAAAGACAACCGCCUGCCUGGUAGCAAGAAGCACAAGAAGCAGAACAGAGGGGUCAGAGAGAAUGGGGUGGCAGCGGAGGGCAGCGGGAAUGGAACUGUUAAUGGUGAAGAUGCUGUGGCUGGGAAGAAGAGAAAGAAGAAGAGGAAUAGAAAAAGAAAAGGUGAUGUAGGCAAUGAAGCUGAGCAGAUUCCAGCUGCAAAGAAAGCCAAGGGGGAUGUCAACCAGGAGACCAAGCAGAAGCAGGGUAAAGCCAAGAAGAAAAGGAAAGAGAAAAAAUCUGCCGUGCUGCAGGAGUAA